This is a messenger RNA of Aplysia californica (California sea hare), 692 nucleotides long. Its product is annotated as myosin-IIIb. The record is from RefSeq and is a predicted model, not a curated record. Gene Ontology annotation, biological process: protein phosphorylation. Lineage: Eukaryota; Metazoa; Mollusca; Gastropoda; Aplysiida; Aplysiidae. Gene Ontology annotation, molecular function: ATP binding; protein kinase activity; cytoskeletal motor activity. Gene Ontology annotation, cellular component: myosin complex.
CAGUCAGAAGAUGGAGUCUAAAACAAGCAGCGAGCCCAGCACAGAAGACACCGCCCGGACUCAGUUGUCGCGACUUCUCCUGGCUAAGAAAGUGGCCGAGGCUUUUAUGGCCAAGUUAGUACAUCUGGAUGUUGUGCCCACCACUUCGCCGUAGUCUGCUUUUUUAAAAAUUGUUUAGUGUUUUGUUUGCUACCUUUGGUUUUGUUCGUUUUGAGUAUCAACAUUGUUGCUAGAUUGAGCAGUUUUCGUUCAAGCUUUAUUGAGUGUUAAUUGUGUCUGGGGUUUUCGCUCAAGCUUUAUUAGGCGUUAAUUUGGCGGUUUUUGUUCUUUGAUUUUGGCGUUUUCGUUCAAGCUUUUGUUUAGUAUUAAUUCUGGCGGGGGUUGUUUUUUUUUGUUGAAGCCUUUUUGAGUGUCUAUUUUGGUGGCUAUCGCUGAAGUUUUGUUAAAUGUUGACUUUGGCGGUUUUCGUUCAAGCUGUCACUCCUUGGUUGUAGUGGUUUUUAUUCCAGGUUUUUGUUACGUGUUGGAUCUGCCCAGUUAUUUUCCCAAGGAAGUGGCUAUCCUCACCCGGGGUGAGAAUAAAAAUACGAUCGACCUUUCACCCCGGGUGAAACUUGCCACCGUUUGCUAUUCUUACCCGGUGUGAAACAAGACCUGUGUUUCCUAAUUUCGGAAUACUUUCUAUCGAUAUG